Molecule: messenger RNA, 846 nt
Organism: Penicillium chermesinum
Lineage: Eukaryota; Fungi; Ascomycota; Eurotiomycetes; Eurotiales; Aspergillaceae
Exons: 4
Coding region: 1-846 (281 amino acids)
Source: RefSeq, a predicted model, not a curated record
AUGGCGAACAAGCAGGCUAACCUGGCUGUAACCUUCGACGAGAUCAUCAACGCUGAUCGCCAGAAGAAGAAGAACCAGCAGCUUGCAAGUGAGCUCCUGGGUGGAAAGAACCGCCGAGCCAGUGCACCAGGCCCUGGCGCCAUCCAGAAGUCGCAGGAUGCCAAACCAGGCAGUCUAGCCAGCCGCAUUGGCCCUAGGCGUUCCGUAUCAACCUCCUCGCGUCCCAGGAAAGGCACCCAGGCUCCCGCCACAGUCGCAUCCGCCCGGUCACAGCCUACCCAGAACAACAAGAACAAGAACAAGCGCGACCAGCCUCAGAAUGCCGAACGUCUCUUCAAUGCAAUUAAAUCUCAUAUUGCCCAGCCCACUGCGCGCGGCCCUGGCCUCUCCAUCAAGGGCGUUGCUGGUCCGUUCUUCGUGAUCGGGAGCAACUUCGCGCCGGGAACCACAGCGGCCGACAUUCAAGCCUCGCUGGAGCCGGUUACUGGCAGUAUGAUGAGUUGCCGGGUAUUGGCGCACCAUCCAACCGUGACUGUAGAGCUUAAGUAUGCCGACAAAUGGCAAGCUGAAACUGCCGUCGCCAACUUUCAUAACCAGAAGGCCGACGGUAGAAUCCUCUCUUUGGUUUUGACAGACCCCGGUUAUGAUGAAAAUGACUACAACAGUAUGCGCGCACAGGCUGAUCGCGAACGCAUGAACCGUCGAGGCCCUCCUGUACACAAUGGAAGCCACGGCUUUCAGAACGGUGGCGAUCUCUUGCAGACUAACACAUCAGGCCUUUACAGCGAUCGGAUGACGGUUGACAAUCCCCGAAACAAUAACCAGCGACGACGCCAAAAGCGCUGA